Messenger RNA from Papaver somniferum (opium poppy), 2276 nucleotides. RefSeq lists its product as uncharacterized. The transcript is spliced from 9 exons. Gene Ontology annotation, cellular component: catalytic step 2 spliceosome. Gene Ontology annotation, molecular function: RNA binding; zinc ion binding. Lineage: Eukaryota; Viridiplantae; Streptophyta; Magnoliopsida; Ranunculales; Papaveraceae. The coding region runs from base 220 to 2088 and encodes 622 amino acids. The record is from RefSeq and is a predicted model, not a curated record.
UCUCGCUUCUUCUUCUUCAUAUAUCUCAUCAUCACUUGAGGCUGCUUCUUCUUCUCUUGUUGGAAUUUAUUCUAUGGAUCUCUCUUCCUCCCUCUAACUCCUCAACACAAACUUUGUGUUGGUUUUGAAGAUUCUUUUCUACAGGGAACUUUUAGUGGAGAUUGGUUUUUGCUGGAAGUUGGUUGGGUUUGCUGAGAAACAUUGGUUAAUUAUUGGAACAUGGCACUUGAGGAUUUUAUUGACCUCAAUGCAUCUGGUGCCUCUGUUAGCGGAACUGAGAACAAUGAAGCACCAAAUUCAGAUUGUGUUAUAAGUGAGCCAGAUCCUCAGCCUAGCAAAUCUCGAGGUACGAAGGACGCCAUCAAUGGGGAAAUUCAAGGUAGAGAUGAUAUUGCUAAUAAUGAGGAUCAAGUUACAGAGGACUCUGUGAAUGAUAAAAAUCAAGGUAGAGAGACUGUCAUCGAUGAAGAGAGUCAAGGCAGAGCGAGCCUUGUCAACGAGGAGGAAUUGGAAAAAGGGCAAUGUGUCGGAGGAAAUAUGGAAGGUCAACAGACCCAACACACACAGGAUAUGGAGGUUGACAAGGAUUUGUUUGAGCAACCACUCGUUAUGCAGGAAAGUAUUAUAGUGGCUGAAACUAUCAAAACGGUGGAGAAGGUUGACACGUUCAACUCGUUUAUGAAUAGCGAGAAUGGUUUUGCAGUAGUCCGGAACAAUAUUGACAUCAGCUACAGUAAAAUAGAUGACAGACCUAUAUCAGGUGUCAAAAGGAAGCGAGUUGAAUAUGCUGAUCAGGAACCAUCUGUGCGUGUCAUAUAUAACUCCUUAACAAGUGCAAGCAAAAGGAAGCUUGAAGAACUUUUGCAGCAGUGGUCUAAGUGGAAUGCUCAACAUGAUUCUUCGACAAAUAUGCCUCACGAAAACUUGGUAUCUGGUGAGGAGACUUACUUUCCGGCACUACAAGUUGGCACAGAAAGAUCUUCUGCGGUGUCUUUCUGGAUGGACGAUGAUACAAGAAAAGAGCAAACCGAGGAGAUCAUUCGUGUGGAUGGCGAUUCUGCACCUCUUUAUGAUCGAGGGUUUUUAUUGGGUUUGACUUCAAUGGAUGGACCAUCUAAUGUGGAGGGGGGUUUGGAAGCAGUAGAGGCUUCUCGAUGUUUCAAUUGUAGUUCAUAUAACCAUGCACUGAAAGAUUGCCCCAAGCCUCGUGAUCACACUGCUGUAAAUAAUGCUCGGAAGGAACACAAUUCCAAAAAGCAUCAAACUUCUGGUCCCCAUAAGAAUACUCGGUACUAUGAGAGUUCUUCUGGUGGAAAGUAUGAUGGUUUAAGGCCUGGAUUCCUUGGUACAGAGACAAGACAACUUCUGGGCAUUGGGGAGUUGGAUCCACCUCCAUGGUUGCACAGAAUGCGUGAAAUAGGAUAUCCUCCAGGAUAUAUGGAUGUGGAUGAUGAGGAUCAAGCUUCUGGUAUCAAAAUAUACUUGGAUGAGAAGACCAGGAUUGACCAGGAGGACGGAGAACUCUCUGAAACAGAUGAACCCGAGCAACCAGAGCAGAAGAAGAAGAUGAGUGUUGAGUUUCCAGGAAUUAAUGCUCCAAUUCCCGAGAAUGCUGAUGAGAGACGAUGGGCAGCUUUGCCAGCAGUUUCCAGUUUUGACCCAUAUAGGAAUGCUAUUAACAGGUUUAACCCAUCUCCAAGCCAUUCAUCAGAGGCCAAUUACAGAGGCCACUUCAGUGAUCAGAGACGGCCCAGAGACUACCGAGAUGAUGGUCACUACAGUGAUCAGAGACGAUCCAGGGACCACCGAGAUGAUGGUCACUACAGUGAUCAGAGGCGAUCCAGGGACUACAGAGAUGAUGCACCACCGGGGUGUAACCCAGAAGCUGGUAUAUCCCCUUUCGUUCCAUCUUAUAGAAGUCCGAAUUUAGGUAGAUCUCUAUCUGAUAGAGGAAGGUGGAACCCUUCUGGGAAUGGAGAUUCAUCCAAUCAGAGUCCCUAUGAAUCUUUGCAGCACUCGGGUUCAGAUUCACGCAGAAGUGGCUCUGGUCACAAGCAAUUGAAACGGCGCUUUACCGAGGGACCUUAAAAUUCUUAUUAUAAAUUUUGUACACUAAUGUAUUGUAACUUUUAUUAUUAGUUUCUUUCAUGGUUAUUUAGUUAGUUUACCUAACCGGUAAUGUUUACUUUUUAGAGAACUCUAAAAAUCCACCAAACAUGAUAACACAAGCUUUUUAUUUCCAACAAUUGUAGAACUUAUCAGGUGUUUUUUGUCCA